AUGUUCUUCUCUCAGCAGCCAGUCCACUUCACCCGCGCCGCGGAGCUCAGCGAGGAGCCACCGAAAGGCACCCCUUACUCUGUUGCCAUCCCAGGUACCAAGAAAGAGGGACGGAGUCCGGUAUAUCGUGCUUGGAAUGCGCAAAAGGAACUCGUCAAGUCACUGGAUCCAGCUAUUACUACCGCCCAUGAGAUGUUUGAGACGACCGCGAUCCGACAGCCCAAGGCGCCUUGUCUCGGAUGGCGCCCGUUUGACCCGGUGACGAAAAAUUUUGGUCCAUAUCAAUGGAUUGAUUACGGCACUGUUCAGAGGCGGCGUGCGGAGUUUGGCGCCGGCUUGGUGGAGCUACACAAUAAACACCACUGUGCUCGUCCUGGACAGUACGGUAUCGGUUUGUGGUGCCAGAAUCGCCCGGAGUGGCAGAUUACAGAUUUGGCAUGCAUGUCCCAAAGCUUGUACUCAGUCUCGAUCUAUGAUGUCCUCUCCCCCGAUGCUACCGAAUACAUCAUCAACCACGCCGAGCUGACCUGCGUUGUUGCUUCCUUGCCUCACAUUCCCACGCUUAUCAAACUGAAACCCGCGUUGCCAAACCUCAAGAUUAUUGUCAGCUUGGACUCUCUCGAUGCUGGUGAACAAGCCGGUCACUCGAAGCGAGCGCUCUUGGAAUCAAUGGCUGCGGAUUACGAUCUCUUAAUCUACAGCAUGGAUGAAGUCGAGGCCCUCGGCGCUGCCGCAGACCGCCCUUACAACCCGCCCAAGUCCUCCGACAUUGUGACUAUCAACUACACGUCCGGUACAACCGGUGCUCCCAAGGGUGUAGUUUUGACACACGAAAACGCUGUAUCAGCAACCUCUUCUGCGCUGGUAACUAUUCCUCAAGCUCGGGGUGAUACGAUUGCGUCGUACCUUCCUUUAGCCCACAUUUACGAGCGGUUGACCGAGCAUGCAGCGUUUUGGGCUGGAGCUCGCAUUGGCUACUUUCAUGGAAACAUUCUCGAGCUGGUCGAUGAUUUGAAGCUUCUCAAACCCACCGGGUUCGUAUCAGUCCCUCGCCUCUACAGCCGCUUCGGAAGCGCCAUCCGUGCGGCAACCCUCGAGGCCCCAGGGUUCCGAGGAGCUUUGUCCAGACACAUUGUUGCGGCCAAGACUGCAACCUUGAAGAAUCCGGAUCCCAGCAAGGCUACUGUGAAGCAUGCCCUGUAUGACCGUAUCUGGGCUAAAAAGGUCGCAUCCGCUAUUGGUCUAGAAAACGUCAAGUCUAUGGUCUCGGGAUCUGCGCCUUUGGAUCCUUCCCUUCACGACUUUCUCCGUGUCGCAAUCGGUGCGGACUUUGCACAAGGAUAUGGUCUGACCGAGUCAUAUGCGAUGGGGUGUGCGCAGUCCUCCAAAGACCUGACUUCUGGCAAUUGCGGUCGUAUUGCUCCGUCUACAGAGGCGUGCCUGCUCUCUCUUCCAGACAUGGAGUAUUCCGUUGACGACAAGCCCUUCCCUCGCGGCGAGCUGCUUUUGCGCGGGCCCAACGUCUUCAAAGAGUACCUGAAGAACCCAGAGGAGACCAACAAGGCGAUUACCGAAGACGGCUGGUUCCGAACCGGCGACGUCGCCAAGAUUGACGACAUGGGCCGUAUUGUCAUCAUCGAUCGCCGAAAGAACGUUCUCAAGCUGGCGCAGGGCGAGUACAUCUCACCUGAGCGACUCGAGGGUGUCUUCAUGUCUGAGAUUGGCUACUUUGCUCAAGCUUACGUCCACGGAGACAGCAUCCAGACUUUUCUGGUCGGUAUCUUUGGCGUACAGCCCGACUUGUUUGCUCCGUUUGCUAGCAAGGUGCUUGGCCAGACCAUCGAUCCUACUGAUGUAGAAGGCAUCAAGGCCGUACUGCAAGACGACAAGAUUAGAAAGGCCGUAUUAAAGGACCUGGAGCGCGUGGCCAAGAAGCACAAGCUUGCAGGAUACGAGAGGGUGAAAAACGUUGCUCUGAUGGUUGAACCGUUCUCGGUGGAGAACAACCUCUUGACUCCAACGUAA
Molecule: messenger RNA, 2025 nt
Organism: Aspergillus calidoustus
Lineage: Eukaryota; Fungi; Ascomycota; Eurotiomycetes; Eurotiales; Aspergillaceae
Source: the annotation of a GenBank genome assembly